CGUCCACGUUGGUGACGCUUUCUCUUUGUUGUACACUUCGCAAGACUGCUCUUGCUGUCGCAACACUUGUCUACAGCCAUCGCCACCGUCUCAUCUUGCACACCUACAAGUCUCUGGAAAUUCUACUCGCUCUGCGACCGCUGUCAAAGUCGCUUUCUCGAUCCCAUUCUUCCAGGCGCAUCCAACGUGACCAAUCUCUCUUUCCAUCAUGGCCUCGGAAACGAUCAACUUUGGCCAGAUAUUCGCUGUUGCCGUCGUUGGCUUCCUCCUAUAUCGCUGGUUCUCCGGUCCUGCCUUACCUUCGUCAACAUCCUCGGGCCGGAAUGGUGGACGUCAAGUCAACCCUGAGCACGUCGAAGCGGUAGCACAGAUGUACCCUCAACUGGACAGACGAGCAAUCAUAUGGGAUUUGCACCGAAACGGAGGCAGUGUCCAAGCGACUGUCGAGAGACUGCUUGGCGGAAGAAGCCUAGAGACACCUCCUCCCUCUUUCCAGCCUCCGAUACCUCGUGCUGCUGCCCCGCCAACUCCCAGCAGACCUGUCGUUGUAAACAAGCCCGCCCCUAAUCUCAUUGCCCGCUACAAUCUAUCUUCCCGCCUGGCUCCUCAAGAAAGUACUCAAGAGUCUGAAGCAUCUGGCGCAAGCACUGGCACCAAGGGAUGGUCCCAGAACAAGACAGAGCGAUCUGAGAUCCUCAAGCGAAGAAGAGAGGAGAUGGUACUUGCUGCGAGGAGAAAGAUGCAAGAAAAGGACCAAACCAAGGCUGCAUAAAGCACAUGGUUUUGGCGCGUCGUGUACAUAUAUACCCGAUCUCUUUUUAUGAAUCAGCUACUACUCCUUCA
Messenger RNA from Aureobasidium pullulans EXF-150, 843 nucleotides. RefSeq names its product AMFR protein-like protein. Gene Ontology annotation, molecular function: ubiquitin binding. Bases 209 to 772 code for a protein of 187 amino acids. The record is from RefSeq and is a predicted model, not a curated record. Lineage: Eukaryota; Fungi; Ascomycota; Dothideomycetes; Dothideales; Saccotheciaceae. The transcript has 2 exons.